CGCGACAUUACUCUCGCCCUCAAGGGCAGAGUUUACAACGCAGCCGUCCGUUCAACUCUCCUAUAUGGCUGUGAAACCUGGCCCAUCAGGUCGACAGACAUGAAGAGACUCGUCACGUUCGAUCAUCGCUGCCUUCGCAGCUUAGCUCAUGUCUGGUGGGAACACCGCGUGAGCAAUGAGCGUGUUCGACGUCGCGUAUUUGGUGCAGGAAGAGCGAGUGAACCGCUCAGCACGAUUAUAUCACGCACCAGGCUCCGAUGGCUGGGCCACGUCUUGCGCAUGCCAGCACACCGACUCCCACGACGUGCAUUGUUUGCGCGUUGUGGGUGCGGUUGGAAGAGGAGGAGGGGAGGCCAAGUGAUGACUUGGUCGCGAGAAAUGAAAACCCUCACUUCGAAGUUGGCGUCGGUUGGUGCAUCCCGACUGCCUGGCUGGGGUCCUAAGGACGGUGAACACGUUUGGCUGGACACACUUGCUGAUAUGGCUAGGAGCCGGCCCCAAUGGCGUUUGUGUUGUGAGUUCCUUUGUCCAUCCCCCUCCUGUUUAGCAUCCCCCUCCAAUCACGAUCUCAAUCGUUAGGCAUAAUAUGACUUUCUUUUACGGCAGCCAGCUGUUAGCUCUCCGGAACGAUGUCCAUCCGUUACUGGGGACUCAGCGGGCGUGCCACUGUUUGUUUGUUUGUUUUUUCUUUUCUUGCCUUUUGUAUUGCGG
This is a messenger RNA of Dicrocoelium dendriticum, 711 nucleotides long. Lineage: Eukaryota; Metazoa; Platyhelminthes; Trematoda; Plagiorchiida; Dicrocoeliidae. The record is from the annotation of a GenBank genome assembly.